This is a messenger RNA of Nicrophorus vespilloides, 3909 nucleotides long. It is a transcript of the gene mle, whose product is annotated as dosage compensation regulator. Gene Ontology annotation, biological process: positive regulation of transcription by RNA polymerase II; regulation of mRNA processing. The coding region runs from base 42 to 3866 and encodes 1274 amino acids. Gene Ontology annotation, molecular function: double-stranded RNA binding; ATP binding; 3'-5' DNA helicase activity. Gene Ontology annotation, cellular component: intracellular anatomical structure; nucleolus; ribonucleoprotein complex. The transcript has 9 exons. The record is from RefSeq and is a predicted model, not a curated record. NCBI's taxonomy places the organism in Eukaryota, Metazoa, Arthropoda, Insecta, Coleoptera, Silphidae.
UAGCGUAAGGUAGGGCGCGUCAUGAAAUUGCACUCAUAGAAAUGGGCAAGCGGAAAAGCAGAUUGUUCUCCGAUUAUUACGAGUUUGCACCUGUCUUGGCCAAGAAUUACGUCUCGAAAAAUCUGAAUCAUAACUCAGAAUGCAGUCAACAAAGAUUCGCUUCACGUCGAACUGAUAUGGGUGAUACCAAAUCAUUCCUUAACCAAUUUUGCCAGAAGAACAAAUGUGAACCCACCUACGAAGUCCGGCCUACCGGCCCAAAACACAGGCAAAGAUUUCUUUGUGAAGUGAGAAUUGAUGGACACAACUAUGUUGGUGUGGGCAACUCUACAAAUAAGAAAGAUGCACAGAGCAAUGCAGCCAAAGAUUUUGUCAACUAUUUGGUACGGCAAGGGCAUGUUCAUGCUAAAGAUCUUCCAAAUGACAUGGGUAUUCCACAAGCUACUACAUCUCAGGGAUCAAUUGAUCAAAAACCAGUAUUUGGGGAAGGCAUGGGUCCUUCUUCACUGGGAGAGGCUUACAGAUCUGUUGAUCAAGAAAAAUCUCAUGGAGCGUUUAGCUAUAUGGAUCGAGCUCAACAGCAACAGCAAAAAGUCGAGGAUGCCGAAGAUUUAGAUGUUAAUGCUCAGAUUCACGGUAACUGGACUAUGGAGAAUGCAAAAUCUAAGCUACAUCAGUUCAUGCAAAUCAAUAAAAUCAACGCCGAUUACAAAUAUACAGUCGUGGGACCCGACCAUAACAAGAGUUUCAUUGCUGAAAUGAGUUUCUUUGUGCAACAAUUGGGUAGAAAUGUGUUUGGUCGGGACACCGCUUCUAAUAAGCAAUCGGCGAGUAAAAGUUGCGCUCUCUCUAUUAUUCGACAACUCUUCCAUUUGGGUGUUAUCGAAGCGUUCCAAGGAACGCUCAAGAAGGAGAACUCCGGCAAAGAAAUGAAACCUUACGAAAUUAAAAUAUCCCCAAAUUUGGUGAAGAAGAUUGAUGAUUGUCUGGCUGAAUUCAAAAUUACACCCGUGCAAAUAACGGAAAGUCCCGAGUCACAAUCGUUAAUAAAUACACAAGUUCUGGAUGACUUUAACGCAGCCAAACCUCAAAGCGCAGGGGUUGUGCAGUGGUCUCCGCCACAACCAAAUUGGAACCCUUGGACUGGCUGUAAUAUAGACGAAGGUUUCCUUGCCACAGCUACUUUAGAAAAUCUAAGUGAUGUUUUAUUAAAUAAAUCUAAAAGUAAUUUGGAGAACAAUACCCAAUUGCAGAUGAGCAUACAUGAACGAAAUCAGUUGCCAGUAUAUAAAUCCAAAUCAAAGUUGAUGGAAGCAAUAAACGAGAAUCCGAUUAUAAUCGUUAAAGGAAACACUGGAUGCGGUAAAACAACACAAGUAUGCCAGUAUAUAUUAGACGAUUACAUAUCUUCUGGACAAGGAGCAUGGUGUAAUAUAGUUAUAACUCAGCCAAGGAGGAUUUCUGCGGUAUCCGUUGCUGAACGCAUUGCUAAUGAACGCUGUGAAGAUAUUGGUGAAACGGUCGGCUAUUCCGUAAGGUUUGAAUCCGUGUUACCAAGAGCUUACGGCUCCAUAAUGUUCUGCACGGUUGGAGUUUUGCUUAAAAGAUUAGAAGCCGGACUACGAGGAGUGAGUCAUGUAAUUGUGGAUGAAAUUCACGAGAGAGACGUAAAUUCUGACUUCAUCAUGGUUGUUUUAAGAGAUAUGGUACAUACAUUUCCUGAUUUAAGAGUCAUUUUGAUGUCAGCCACCAUUGACGUUUCAUUGUUCACUCAAUAUUUUAACAAUUGUCCUAUAAUUGAAAUUGAAGGACGCGUUUUCCCUGUAGAAAGAUAUUUUCUGGAAGAUUGCGUGGAGUUAACCAAUUUUGUACCACCUCCGGAUUCGAGAAAGCGUGGAUUUGGCGAUGAAGAUGAACCAGUGAAUGACGACGAUGGAGAUGAAAAUUUGAAUAAGAUUAUCCCCAGUCAUUACAAAGCUUCGACUAAACUUACUAUGGAAAAUAUGUCCGAAAAGGCUGUGAGCUUCGAACUGAUCGAAGCAAUACUGAAACACAUUAGCGAAUUGAAUAGACCUGGGGCAGUUUUGGUGUUCUUACCUGGAUGGAAUAUCAUUUUCGCAUUGUUGAAACAUUUACAACAACAUCCUAUUUAUGGUUCAAACAAGUACUGCAUUUUACCUUUACAUUCGCAAUUGCCGAGGCAAGACCAAAAGCUGGUGUUCGAUCCGGUGCCAACGAAUAUUACCAAAAUAAUAUUGUCGACUAACAUAGCUGAAUCGUCUAUUACUAUCAAUGAUGUAGUAUUCGUAAUAGAUACGUGUAAAGCUAAAAUGAAGAUGUUUACUUCUCACAACAACAUGACGAGUUACGUGGUAGUCUGGGCAUCGAGAAGUAACCUAGAGCAACGUAAAGGAAGGGCUGGACGUGUUAAACCUGGAGUGUGCUUUCACCUCUGCUCGAAAGCGAGGUUUAUCGAACUCGACGAACAUUUGACUCCAGAAAUGUUCAGAACCCCUUUACAUGAAUUAGCUUUAACUAUUAAACUAUUACGGCUGGGCAAUAUUGGACAUUUCCUCAGCAAAUCCAUCGAGCCUCCUCCACUAGACGCCGUGAUUGAAGCAGAAGUAUUGUUAAGGGAAAUGAAAUGUUUAGACGCCAAUGAUGAAUUAACGCCGUUGGGAAAAAUCUUGGCGAAGAUGCCCAUAGAACCGAGAUUAGGUAAAAUGAUGGUGCUGGGUUGCAUUUUUAUGUGCGGUGGACCACUGGCCACGAUGGCGGCAAAUUCAUCAACGUUUCCAGACAUCUUUACGAUGGAUGCCCGUCAGAAAAGACUUGGUUACCACCAAAAAGCUUUAUCCGGAGAUCGAAAUUCUGACCAUGUAGCAAUGCUCACAGCAUUUGAAUUAUGGGAGAAAGCGAGGCUACGUGGUGAAGAAGCUGAAAAUAACUUUUGCGAGUUCAAAGGUGUCAGCAUGUCCACUAUGCGCAUUACUUGGGAGGCAAAGCACCAAUUGCAAGAAAUUCUCUUAUCGUGCGGCUUCCCCGAGGAAACCAUGGCACCAUUCCAGAUGGAAACUGCAGGAUUAGAUGAAAAUUUGGAUAUGGUAAUGGCUCUAUUGUGCAGUGGUUUAUAUCCGAAUGUAGCGUAUCAUAAAGAGAAGAGGAAAGUGUUAACCACAGAAAGCAAAGCAGCAUUAAUUCACAAGACAUCCGUUAACUGCAGCAAUAUGGAGCAGACUUUCCUCUAUCCGUUCUUUGUGUUUGGAGAAAAGAUCAGAACACGCGCAGUCUCCUGUAAGCAAAUGUCGAUGGUUUCACCAAUACAUUUACUACUGUUUGGAUCAAGAAAAGUUGACUGGGUGGAAGGGGUAGUGAGAUUAGAUAAUUGGAUAAAUUUCAAUAUGGACGCACAAGUGGCAGCAAAGAUAGUUGCGCUCCGUCCAGCUCUGGAAUGUUUGGUGAUCCGAGCCUCCAGAGAACCCGCGGAAGUUUUAGAAAAGGACCAAAGAGAUUGCACAGUUCUAAAAGUCAUAAGGGAACUUUGUGCGAUACACGCUGGUAGUUACAAUAUCGAAAGACUGAAUUCUAUCGAUUGCGGAUUGAGAGGUAAACCUAGAGGUCAUUCGUUGUGCGGUUUCUCUGGACCGCCUCCAAAGUUUCGAAGAGGUACAGGUUACCAUAAUGAUAGAAACGAUUGGAAUGGCAGACCGAAUAAUGAAUACCGCGGUCGCGGAUUCAGAUCAUUCAGGGGCAACAGUUAUUCUCAUAGGGGAGAUUACGGUAGCAACGGUUGGAGAGGUGGACGAGGAGGACGUAAUUUCCGUGGCGGUUUCUACCGCGGUAGUAGGCGUGGAUAUAUAGGUUGACGAAUAAUUCAGUAAAUAAUAAAUAUUCAGCUUGUUUAUUCUC